GCAUCGCUGCGCAACAUGGCUUAGGAUAUAAAGAAGACAGGUUUCAGCAAACACCCCACUGUGCCGAAACGAUGAAGACAAAUAAAAGCGUCCUUAUUACAUUUGUAAUUCUUGUCUCUAUUGCUGGCUGUUUGGGUAUUCCCAUACAUAGUCGCGCGGGUGCUUCGAAAUUUAACACGAUUGUGGCAUUCGGUGAUAGCACAUGUGAUAAUGGCAACGGAACCUACACGUACCUCAAUCAUACGUAUCCUCCUUCCCCACCAUACUACAAUGGUCGCUACUCAAAUGGCCCAGUCUGGGUGGAGUAUUUGUCAGAUUUAUUGAAUAGCGCUUUGUACGAUUAUGCGUGGGGCGGAGCAACUAGUGAUAACGCCUAUGUAACUGGCGUAUCAGGCUUUAACUACACUACCGUUGUCGCCAGUGUUAUCGAUCAGAUUACAAAAAUAUAUGGACCAAAAGCGUUACAGAAUGUAGACUUUGACAAGAUAUUGUUUGUCAUAUCGUAUCAGGGCAAUGAUUAUUUCGACAAUCCAAAAGCAGAUCCCCAAGUUGUAGUCUCCAACUUAUCAAGGGCGUGGUCACUUCUUGCAUCAUACGGGGCCAAACAUAUCCUAACCAACACCUUCUAUGAUAUCUCCUUGAUUCCGUAUUCACGUGCUCUCCCAGCGGCAGAUCAGUCCGCGCUUAAAGCAAUCAGCGCUGCACACAACGCCGCUCUUGCUACUGCUGCCGAUAAUUGGAACAAGCAAGGCAAUGGUGCUAAAGUGUCACUAUUCCCGCUGGGUGAAGUGCUUGCUGCCCUACAACAACCGCAGACGGCAGCGCAACUUGGAAUAACUGAUGUCACCAAUCCCUGCAUCACUCACCCUCCAGGUGAUACGAAUACUAUCAACAUAGUAUGCAAAGAUCCAUCCAAAUUCUUUUUUUGGGAUUCGUUCCAUCCGUCAACAAAAGUGUAUCAGCGAUUGUCGUUUACUUUAUACGAUUUUGUAACGUAUCGUAUUCACUAG
Messenger RNA from Paraglomus occultum, 1010 nucleotides. The record is from the annotation of a GenBank genome assembly. NCBI's taxonomy places the organism in Eukaryota, Fungi, Glomeromycota, Glomeromycetes, Paraglomerales, Paraglomeraceae.